AUGGGAAGCUUUGUCUCUCUCGGGAGCGGAGGAACCUCCAGGUCAUGGGGUGUAAACCUUCCAGGUCAUCAUCUGGUCAUUAUUAAGCUUACUAUGGCUGGCUUGGACAAUACUGAACCUGAAGUUCUCAGCUUUUUCUUGUCCAGAUUCUUCCUUAUGGAUAUGAUGCCAUGCAUGAAUGUUGAACUUGCUGACUCGCUAAGCAAAAGAGGAAUAUUCAGCGUACAGCAACUAUUGUAUCUCCCCAAGGCAACUUUGCAGACCAUGAUUGGAAAUUUUCCUGCUUCAAAAUUGUAUCAGGUGCAGACUUCUAAGAUAGUUGACACAUGGCUGACUAAUCCACAGGAUAUGCAGCCUUUUCCACGUAUCAAAGUGAAAUUAAAACUUCAGCAGAAGGACAGCGGAAAGUCUCGCUCUUUAGACAUCACACCGGUGAACACCAAUUUCAGGCAAAACAAAUUAAGAGCGUUUACCCCGCAUUUCCCUGAGGUGAAAACGAAGCAUGGUGGUUGGUCCUUGGGAACACCUCAACAUGGGAAUUAUAUGCUCUCAUAA
Prunus armeniaca (apricot) is the source of this 555-nucleotide messenger RNA. NCBI's taxonomy places the organism in Eukaryota, Viridiplantae, Streptophyta, Magnoliopsida, Rosales, Rosaceae. The record is from the annotation of a GenBank genome assembly.